AUGGCCCCAGCCUGCAUUCAAUGCGAUACAGAACCUGCUGUAGUGCGCUGCUCGUGCGGCAAACGCUGCUGCGAGGCUUGCUUCCACCAGCAUGUGCAGAGACGGCCUAUCCAUUUUGAGGACCGGCCAAGCAAGUUCGAACUAUCCAUCAAAUCCACCUUCAGCGGCACCGGCUUCACGGUCUCCGAUCUCUUCAAGAAGGAUGAGCCUUCAAAGUGGUUCGGUCUUGUCGCUGACGGGAAGACUGGGGCAUCUGGUGGCCAGGAGACCAAGAACGCCGCCAGAAUCGUCGUGACCCCCCGCUUUGAGGAGCUGGUCGAUCUGCCCUUCGUGCAUUCCGCGUCAGGCAGAAAUGGACAGCGGCAGCGCCCGCGUCUCGUCUCCUUUUUCAGCGCAGGAAAUUCGCCUCUUGACGAAGUACAGCGAUGUGGACCUAGGCUCCUCUACAUGCUCAGCGGUGUCGUCUGCAUGGUCACUGCAAACCCGCGAACUAGCUCAGAGUUGGCGAAAUGGGUUCUCGAUUGGGGGAUAGCCGGCGCCCAGGCGGUGGUCAGCCAAGAGACUCUCCGCGCUCUCAUCAUCAUCUCGAACAAGACUGACGGCCGGGCUGAGGCCAAAACGGCCACAGAUUACUUCUUUGAAGCUGUUGAUGCGGAAAGUAACAAUGACAUGGAGUUUGCGAAGAAGAACGGAGCCAGUGCCUUCACCGCUCUCAAGCUCGCGAAGGAUGGCCAGUCCGCGGCCAACUGUCUGGAGACGUUUGAGCUGAUCGUGAAAGGCGGGUUCAGUCGCUCAGUAAUCUACAGCUUCUAUAGCUGGUGGGCCUCCUGGUUCGAUAACAGGCUCUCCUACUUCUCGACAAGUUCCAUAAGAGAAGCCCUUCCUCUAGCUUACCGAUCCCAGACGCUGCUUGGCAUCAAGAGCGCCAACGGGAUGCUCUGCAGCUCGUUAACGCGCGUGGCCGUAACCACCACCGUCGACAAUGGCUGUCGGCUGCUCACCACAUAUUGCGUGGGAGACGGCCAGCGCUACCUUGGCUCAUCGUUGCAGACAUAUGAAGCCGCCCAAGCUGCCUCAGCCCUGCCCUUCUAUUUUGAACCUUUUGUCAAUCCCGUUGAUAAGACCAGCUGUCGGGAUGGCGGCCUGUGCGCGACUCACUGCACCUCAUCGGUUCCCUUGGCCGAAAGCCGAGCAAUAUGGGGCACUUCCCCUAAACUUGACCUGCUGCUCUCCUUGGGCCCCGGCAGCUGGCCGCGCGCUGCCAAAGGCCCAGAUUGGCUGCCGGAAACUCCCAAGGACCUCGUUAAGUCGCUCAGGAAUGCGAUUAAGAAUGUUGAUGGCGAGGAAGCAUGGGAUCGCUUCCUCUCCAAGGGGGAAGGGCGGGCGUCCAGGGCAGAUUCCGGCGGCUAA
Messenger RNA from Lasiosphaeria miniovina, 1410 nucleotides. RefSeq lists its product as uncharacterized. Lineage: Eukaryota; Fungi; Ascomycota; Sordariomycetes; Sordariales; Lasiosphaeriaceae. The transcript is spliced from 5 exons. The coding region runs from base 1 to 1410 and encodes 469 amino acids. Gene Ontology annotation, biological process: arachidonate metabolic process. The record is from RefSeq and is a predicted model, not a curated record. Gene Ontology annotation, cellular component: membrane.